AUGUAUGUGAAAUAGUUUGAUACAGUAAUGUUUUACUAUGUGAUUUUAGUGUAUUUAGUGAAUGUCACUUUUUUCACAUUUUUAAAUUUCCCACCGUUCCGUCCAUGUACGUCGCAGGGAACGGAACCCAGAAGACAGAUGCCAGCAUCGGCCGGAGAACAUUGCCGGGGACACUGCAGGAGGGACAUCGUGGGAGCCCAGGACAAGGUAAGUGAAGAACAGAUCCUGGAGCAGCGCUGCAGGGUAUUCCCGAGUGUAGCUCGGGGCUACCACUUGUGCUACACUCGGGAAUACCGCCAGGGAGGU
Staurois parvus is the source of this 306-nucleotide messenger RNA. The record is from the annotation of a GenBank genome assembly. NCBI's taxonomy places the organism in Eukaryota, Metazoa, Chordata, Amphibia, Anura, Ranidae.